AUGCCUUCUUUGCCCUACACACUGGCGGGAGCCUCAUUGCUCCUCACAUUCAUUGUCACUAUUCUCAAUGGUAUCUGCUUUGCGACUUCCCAGGCCUCGGCCGACGUGGUCUCGAUCAUCCUCAGUGCAAUGGGCUGCCUGGCCCUCAUCACCCUCGGUCUCUUCCAUCACAAGAAUAUCCAGACAGGACGUCUCCCCUGUACGUACCUGUCUGGUGGAUAUCUACUCAUGGCUGCAGCUUCAUCAGCCGGGGCAAUGUCCAUGAGCCCCCAAGGUGCCGUCUUCGUGGUCCGAGCCGUCUUCUGGGCUCUAUCAGUCUUCGUCCAGGGCCUCUACUGUGGAUACAUCACAACGACUCUAUUCCAAGCCCAGUCGAACGCCGACUGGCCACGCUCAUACAGCCACGAGCUCAAAGACAUGCCCGAGAGCCCCAGGCUUCUUCCCACACCACCGCGAGUCUGCGAUCUCUCUGAACUAUUCGAGCCCAAGAGAACCUCGCUCCGUAAAUUCCCCCGGCGUUCAAGCCGUUACUCCGACGCAACACUCUGUCCAUACGAAAAGAGCGAAACCAAAAACGGCUCCAUUGACACAACAUCUACACGUUCAUCACCACCUCCUUCAACGGACCAAACACCCCCUGCCCGAGCUCUCCGGGGCAGCACCAGCAUCCGCAGCAUGUCCAGCGUUCGCCGCAAUGCUCCAACUCCACUCUCUCUCGACAGCGCCAUUCACCCAUUACCCUCCCCAUCAUCUACCCUUCUCGACUCCCCAACUACAAACCUAACUCCAACCAAUCCCAACUCAACCUGGGAAUACAAUCCUUUCCGCGAGAACAACAUUCAUCCCCUCUUCCGCUCCAACAGUCCCUGUCCCUCACCCACAUUGAACCCCGGGACAAUUGUUAAAGCCUCACCUUCAGCAGGCCAAACUAUCCCGGCUGGCACAAUCACCCGAAUGCGCUCCGCACGGUCGCUGCGGGAAAGUCGGACACCUUCACCUUUGGAAGAGAGAAGAAGUGUGCGAUAUGACUUGAACGAAUCCCCUUAUGAAAAGUGA
Molecule: messenger RNA, 1056 nt
Organism: Penicillium brevicompactum
Lineage: Eukaryota; Fungi; Ascomycota; Eurotiomycetes; Eurotiales; Aspergillaceae
Exons: 1
Coding region: 1-1056 (351 amino acids)
Source: RefSeq, a predicted model, not a curated record